Dendroctonus ponderosae (mountain pine beetle) is the source of this 2366-nucleotide messenger RNA. RefSeq names its product anaphase-promoting complex subunit 4 (gene APC4). NCBI's taxonomy places the organism in Eukaryota, Metazoa, Arthropoda, Insecta, Coleoptera, Curculionidae. Gene Ontology annotation, cellular component: anaphase-promoting complex; nuclear periphery. Gene Ontology annotation, biological process: positive regulation of mitotic metaphase/anaphase transition; protein K11-linked ubiquitination; anaphase-promoting complex-dependent catabolic process. Gene Ontology annotation, molecular function: protein binding. The record is from RefSeq and is a predicted model, not a curated record.
GCGAAGUUUCUAUGUAUCGAUUGUCGUUAAUCAGAACACACCAUAUCGAGCCACUAAAUGCCGGUCUUUCUGUAAAAAAAAUUGUUUGGAGACCAGAUGGAAAACUUCUCUUGAUUGCUUAUAGUGAUGGAUAUAUUCGAAUUGUCGUUACCGAAAGCAAAUUUAAUGUGCUAAACUAUCACAUGCCUGGCGAAUUAACUUUUAUUGCUUGGGUGCAAGAGGAAGAACAAAACCAAUCACCUGAAGCGAAAAAUAUAGGCCUUGAAAAAGAAACGGAUCAACCGAGAUUUGUCGACUCCUCACAGGAUUAUAUAAGCGAUCCGCCUACAAUCUCCCAAACACCAGGAUCGAUGAGCUUUGAGCCAGCUACAAGUUUGCUAACCUUUUUGCAAACUCAGUCUGAUUUCGAUGUGCUUAUUAUGGGAACUAACGAUGGCAUUUUAACCAUACACAUAUUUGGAUUAUACAAGUGUACAACUAUAAAUAUUAGCGAACGAGUGGGUUAUAUAUGCUCUAUAAAAGACGCACUAUUUAACAAAGAUAUGAGCUCAUUGUUUGUAACUGUAACAGACAAAUUCCAUAACAUAAAAACCAUUGUGCUCAAUACGUCCAUCAUGAGAGAUUACCUUGAAGAAUUUUAUUAUCUCUCAGUAAAAUUUGUUAAGCUGCAAGAGCUGAUGUGUUACCUAGAUAGGGCCAUUGCAAAUAUGACUGAAACGUGGGAAAGUAUUUUACUUGACAUAGAUACCAAACUUUCUAAUUAUGCCCGCAAAAGACCUGCAGAAGGGGUUACCGUGGAUUUUUUGGAACUGCUAGUGUGGGGAGAGUGUGCACCUACGCUCCAAGAGUUUCUAUUAGUGGAUUUGACCAAAAAGGGAUUGGAAACGUUUGGGCACGCUGUAGACAUGAGCUAUUCAACAAUCCGGACUGUAUUAAUAGACCAUGUUCUUACGUUUUCGCAAAACGGUGUGUAUCAUCUCUCUGAGAUGAAAGGAAUGGCUGCUUUUAAGGACAGAUAUGGAGCGUUUGGCUUAGAUGAAGAUGUAAUUCAGAAGGCAAUCCAGAUGAAUGGAGCUUUUGUUAUCAAAGCCAGCGAGAUGCAGGAAACGCUCGACGGUUCCGUAGCCAACUUUCGAGCCUUCUUCAAGUGGUUGUAUUCUUGCGUUUUGGUUCUGAUGGGCGAACCGAUUCCUCCUAAUUUUGAGAAAACUACCCAAAGAAGCGUUAUGAAUAUCUCAACCUUUAUUAAAAACUUUGAUUGUUACGGAUAUGAGGAAAAUCCAACUGUCAAGAAUAAAUUUAUGAUGGAAAGAAUAGGGCAAUAUUUGAUAGACCGAGAUCUGACAAUAAAACACGAAUCGGAAGGAAAUGAUUGGGCUAAACUUUUAGAAGAAAAUGAGUGUUUAAGAAAUCAUCCGACUACUAUGCCACACUAUCCGGAAAAAUCGAUAGUACAGUUGCUCGCCAUGUUAAAAGAUAGCGUUUUCAAGGUUUUCAAGGCACCAAUGCGUGCUAUAAACGAUGCGAUGGCUACGGUGUAUCUAUAUAACUGUUUCAACUUUGGAUCACCCGAUAUUCCUAUGUCGUCAAUUAGUAUUACUAAAGAUGUGAUGUAUUUCGCGUUUAUACAAUCGUCCAAGCGCGUACAAUUACUACAAGUCCAUUUCAAUGAGACAACCGCAUUCGAAGGAAGAUUGGGUUCUUUUCGUUUCAAUCAGCAAUCGCUUGCGGAAUCUCUAAAAAUUCUUGAUCUUCAAUUUUAUUCCAAGGAUAUUUUAUCUCUGUUGCUUAAUGAAUGUGAUGAGCCUCGAAGAUCCUGCAUUUUCCAGUUGUCGAUUCCACUCGCCAUAGAGCAUUUCCGUCCAUUUGAAUUAGAUACCGAAUUCCAGCAGUACUACUCUGAAAGCGUCAAUGCAUGGGAUUUCGUCCCAAGACACUGCAAGAUGAGCGAUUUGCCAGCGUCCAGAUUUGCAGUGUCGGGCACACGAAGGCUUUGCGUACUGUUGUCUGAAGAUCAAAGGAAUAUACAACUGUUCGAACUGGAAUGCGAUGAUGAAGACGUACAAGAGGAUGCAGACAUGUCUGUUGUCCAUUCCGACGAUCUUGAUUUACCCUAAGUCGUCCAACAAGGCUUUAGUUAUAUAGAUCUACAGAGCACAGAGGAGACUCUACCAUUACUUAUCUCAGGUAUCUAAUAUAUGUUAGUAAGGUUUUGAAUUGUAAGAUUUGUGCCAAGUAUUUGUGUACUGUCUGCAUUUGUUUUUAAUUCUUCAGUUAGUCAGUCAUUUUUUGUAUUUAUAUUAAAUAAUCGUGUACUUUUGGGGUGACUGCACCACUUAUUUUUAAUAAAUGUCUAUAUAGAACGA